Molecule: messenger RNA, 2155 nt
Organism: Exophiala mesophila
Lineage: Eukaryota; Fungi; Ascomycota; Eurotiomycetes; Chaetothyriales; Herpotrichiellaceae
Exons: 2
Coding region: 435-1646 (403 amino acids)
Source: RefSeq, a predicted model, not a curated record
CAGCCGUAGACCGGACCUGGUGCGCCGAAGUCGACAUUCUUGUCCGCAUUUAGGCUGUGGCACCCUUAGUCGCGUAAUCUCCGGUUCCACUUCUGACUGCAAUCAAGCCAUUCCGCUCCUCUUGUCUCCAGUCCCACCCCUUCCCCCACCAAAGUUCACACGCCAUCACCGCUAUCACCGCCAUUGCCAGCGGUGAGACCACUCGCUAUCUCAAUCUCGUCGACAUUACUUCCAUCAUCUCAUCAUCUGAAGCUCGUGCGUUCGACCGAUCCCUCAUUUCAUUCUCGAGUGUCAAAGAGAUCGAGGAUUCGGAUUGCGGCCCAAGCGGAGACCGUUCUUAUUGUCAUCCCCUCGACCAACAUACGAAAUUCCCCCAGAGCCACCUCACACGCAGUACUGUCAUCGAGUCGGCCAUUCCGCUCAUCCCUGAAAAAAUGCGACCAGAUCCAAUGGAGCCUUUUGGCACCCAGUCAGACACACAAUCUCCGACAGCAUCUUCGAGUACCACAAGGGUAUCGGCCAGCACUCGCCCAAUUCGAUCCUCGGAAGAUUCGUGGAUCGAGAUCUCCUCUCACCCAUCCUCGUCUUCCUUAUCGUCCACGUUGAACGAUAUUGUCACUACGGGCCUUCAUGUUCGUUCUGACACCGAACGAUUGUCCCGGCAAUUCCGUUCCUCGGCUCAUUCCAUUCCUCAAGAGCCUCGAGCCAUCAGCGCUGCAGGAAGUAGCCAAGACGAAUAUGAGGAGAGUGGAAGUGAGAGCGAUCAUGUCCUGAGCAGUUCCAACGAAGACAUCACCCAGCAGGACGAUGAAAAUGCCGAUGACGAUGACACAUCAACCGCUCUAGGUGUUGGCAGCCUAAAGCCCGUCUUCACACCGCAGCCUCACGCAUUCUCACAACCCGUCUCGUCAUCAUCACACGAUCGGCCCAACCUAGACUCGUAUUUCCCUCCUGUAUCGUCGUCCGCCCGAUCCCGUGACCAAGGUCGUCAUUCUGAUCGAACAAUCACUCAGAGGAGUUAUCAACGACAGAGCCAGACGAGAACUCGUUCGGAUAUGUCUUCAUAUCAACCAGAUCAUGACGCUGCUCUCCGCGCAUCUCUCACUACUCUUCUCUCCUGCGCUGCCGCAGUCCGACCAAAAACUUCACAGGAACCACGCGCUGGCGUGUCUUCUCAACCAACACGGCCUGUAACAAAUCAGCCUGCAGUUCUACGACUAGUCCCUGAAUCAGAAUUAAAUUCUCCUUCGCAAAGAAAUACCGCUCCUAAAGCGACAUCGUCUCCUAAGCAAGUCAAGCGGAAGUCACGAGAGUCGAGUAAAGACCGGCAGGCGAAGAAGUCCCGUGCUGCGGCGAGCCGAGCUGCCGCUCUCUCACAAGAUGAAUUUAUCAGUCCGACGCUUGCAUCUUGGAUGAUUUCGGCCGGUGUGGUACUCGUCUUUUCGGCCAUCAGUUUCAGUGCUGGAUAUGCAUGGGGUCGUGAAGUUGGCCGAAUUGAAGGAGAAAUGGGCAUCACAUCCGGCAGCAUAUCUGGCGCCAACGGCCUUGGUGGUGCCAGCUCUUGCGGACAAGAGACUCUGCGAUCCACCGGCAGUGGAUUAAGAAGACUCAGAUGGGGCGCGGGCAGUAGCAGCGUCCGGGCUUGAGAAAAUGGUGUGGAGCAGAUGAUUAUUCUGAUACCCUCCUCUUUCAAACAGCACGUCCAGGAGCCAUCUUCGACCUGCGAGAUUUAUAUCAUCAUGAAUACUCGCAUGUCAUCAAAAGCAAGUCUGCAUGUCUGAGGCCCUUGAUGGAUGAAUGAGAAUGGUGGAUUUUGUCCAUGGACAUUCUUCCGGACUGCCUGGCACUAUCCGCGGAGAUGAGCAGAGACGUGGUAUUACGCGGCAACGCCUUUGAUUGAUUACAUCCAAUGACGCAUUGAAUUUUGGGGGGCACACGACACCAUACACGAAGCAUGAAUGAGGUCACGAGCAUGAGCAUUGAAAUUGGGGGUUAUUUAGUCAUUUGGGGAUGGAGGGUUAGGUCCAUAAGAUGACACCAGGUUUAUUGAAUUCUGAUUCACAAGGUAGUUAGUUAGUCUAGGGAUAUACUGGUACCACACUGACGUCCAUCGGCCUCGGUGUCUUUGGAAUAAAAUUUAUGUUGGUGACCGAGA